UCGAUAUUUUCAUCAAGUAUCAGUAUUAUUUAUUUUUGUUAGGAAAAUGACUGAUUAAACUAUGUUUUUGUAGUAAUAAAUGGAACAUCAAUCUGAAAUGGGGGCCUACGGGGAAAAUCCGAAUGUUCAAAACAGUGGGAAUUACAUUACAAUCAUCCCCGUAGAUUAUUCGCGUCGUGGUUAUCCUAUGCAAGCAGAGUAUCAAUACAAUGAAUUUAGGUCGCGGGAAGAGUAUUACAGCGUUCAAAGCCAGAAAUUGCAGGCAGAAGUCAAUGCACACUUAUAUUCAGUGUCCCAAAGGCUGCCUCACCUCACAUACAGCCCCCUGGGACGGCACAACGAGUGGGACAAGCAUGACCCGCACAAACCCUUGCCAGACUCCAAAGAGAGCAAUAGCUCGGACUCGCUGGAGAAAAGUGUUAUGGGGUCAAACCUCAGCAGCUGCUCUAACCAGACGGGUUCCAGCAGCAUCGCCGCUGGCUCCUUCAGUACAACGGAGCCCAUCACGAGUGGCGGCAGUUCCUCCAGCGCUAUAUCCCCGCCUCUGCCUGGGUCAUCAGGCAGCACAGCCUCUUCGUCCAGCGUGACCUCAAACCCUGUGACAUGCGUGUACCUCAUGUCCAAAACCGCCAUAAUGAUAGAGAUGAGCUCAGAGGAAGUUCCCUCAUGCGUGACGGCUUCCAGGUUCCUUAAUGCCACCCUGGCUACUGAGGAACUGGGUCUGACGCAGCCCAGUGCAAGGAGUCUGGCAGCGAACGUCUUUGCUUUGUGGAUGUGCAGUCCAUUGUUGGAAAUCCAGCUCAAGCCGCACCACUGCCCUUGGAAGAUCUGGGCGAGCUGGCAGAAGUUGUUACAGCGGUACGGACACGGCUCGGAGACGCGGAAGGCGCGCGACCAGCCCGUCUUGAGGCUGCAGAGGAACGUGUUCUUUCCGAAGCAUUUAGAAGAGGGCAUCAAGGACUCCCGCAUCCAAGAGCUGCUAUACGAAGAGGCGCGGCACAAUGUAGUGACUGGCCGCUACCCGCUGGAAAGCGCGCAGGCCGUGAUGCUGGGCGGGCUGCAGGCGCGCAUCCAACUCGGGCCUUACGAUCCACACCGGCACACGGCUAAGUUCUUCAGAGAGCAACAAGACAAGUAUUUACCACAGCACGCGCGCUCGGGGCGUUGGGCGCGGCUACUCCCCGCGGGCCGCAAGCGGAGCCCCGAGGCGAAGUUACUGGAACAAGCGCAACGCCCCGCCGCCGCUCCACCUCGUAAAUUGCGUCACAAGUACCUGGCACAUGCUCGUACGCACGCUACCUACGGGGCGGCGUUCUUUCAAGGGCAGAUCGAGCAGCCGGUUCGCAGCCUAACCAGCUUGCUCACGCACGAAGACAUCCCCGUGCUCGUGGCCGUCAACGCGACCGGCGUCUACGUCAUCGACGACACCGAGAGCGACAUCCCCGUGCUCGUGGCCGUCAACGCGACCGGCGUCUACGUCAUCGACGACACCGAGAGCGACAUCCCCGUGCUCGUGGCCGUCAACGCGACCGGCGUCUACGUCAUCGACGACACCGAGAGCGACAUCCCCGUGCUCGUGGCCGUCAACGCGACCGGCGUCUACGUCAUCGACGACACCGAGAGCGACAUCCCCGUGCUCGUGGCCGUCAACGCGACCGGCGUCUACGUCAUCGACGACACCGAGAGCGACAUCCCCGUGCUCGUGGCCGUUAACGCGACCGGCGUCUACGUCAUCGACGACACCGAGAGCGACAUCCCCGUGCUCGUGGCCGUCAACGCGACCGGCGUCUACGUCAUCGACGACACCGAGAGCGACAUCCCCGUGCUCGUGGCCGUCAACGCGACCGGCGUCUACGUCAUCGACGACACCGAGAGCGUGAGUGUGACGUCACAGUGCAGGGCUCCUAGGGACACAUCGAGCAGCCAGAAGUCUCACCAGCCUGAUGACGCACGAUGA
Molecule: messenger RNA, 1957 nt
Organism: Ostrinia nubilalis (European corn borer)
Lineage: Eukaryota; Metazoa; Arthropoda; Insecta; Lepidoptera; Crambidae
Gene: Bili
Exons: 15
Coding region: 80-1957 (625 amino acids)
Biological process (GO): negative regulation of canonical Wnt signaling pathway
Cellular component (GO): plasma membrane; cytoskeleton
Source: RefSeq, a predicted model, not a curated record